AUGAUGAUGUUGGAUUCAAAACAUCAUGAGUGGUUCUGUUUCAUGGUUUUCUUCUCUUUUUUGAUUGUUGCUAGCUCAGUUAAUGGAGUUGAUGUGCCUCAACCGUUGCGUUUUGAUAUUGGAGGAUUGAGAAAAGGGUUUCCUAAAGGGUUUGUGUUUGGUGUUGCAACUUCUGCUUAUCAAGUUGAGGGUAUGGCCAGCAAAGAUGGUCGUGGCCCUAGUAUUUGGGACGAGUUCAUCAAGAAACCAGGGAUUGUCGAAAAUAAUGGUACAGGAGAGGUUUCUGUUGAUCAGUAUCAUCGCUACAAAGAAGAUGUAGAUCUUAUGGCAAGGCUAAAUUUUGAUGCAUACCGUUUCUCAAUCUCAUGGUCCAGAAUUUUUCCAAAUGGAACUGGUAAAGUAAAUUGGAAAGGUGUUGCAUAUUACAACAGAUUAAUUGAUUACUUGAUAGAAAAAGGCAUUACUCCUUAUGCGAAUCUGUACCAUUAUGAUCUUCCUUUAGCUCUUGAGUUGAGAUAUAAUGGCUUAUUGAGCCAUAAUGUUGUGAAAGAUUUUGCAGAUUAUGCGGAUUUUUGUUUCAAGACAUUUGGAGAUAGAGUUAAGAAUUGGAUGACUUUUAAUGAACCGAGAGUUAUUGCGGCUCUUGGUUAUGAUAAUGGCCUUCAUGCCCCUGGAAGAUGUUCUAAAGAAUAUGGAAAUUGUACCGUUGGAAAUUCAGGAACUGAGCCUUACAUUGUUGCUCAUAAUUUGAUUUUGUCGCAUGCUGCUGCCGUUCAAAGAUACAGACAAAACUACCAAGAAAAGCAAAAGGGCAGGAUUGGAAUUUUGUUGGAUCUUGUUUGGUAUGAGCCUCUUACGAGAUCAAAGGCUGAUAACUAUGCUGCUCAAAGAGCUAGAGACUUUCAUAUUGGAUGGUUCAUUCAUCCCAUAGUUUAUGGUGAGUAUCCAAAAACCAUGCAAAAUAUUGUUGGGAAGAGACUCCCAAAGUUCACUAUAGAAGAAGUGAAAAUUGUGAAGGGUUCCAUUGAUUUUGUUGGUAUCAAUCAAUAUACUUCUUUCUACAUGUAUGAUCCUCAUCAAUCAAAACCAAAAGUUCCUGGCUAUCAAAGUGAUUGGAAUGUAGGAUUUGCUUAUGCUAAGAAUGGAGUACCUAUUGGACCAAGGGCAUAUUCAUCUUGGCUUUACAAUGUACCAAGUGGCAUGUACAAAUGCUUAAUGUACAUCAAGGAGCAUUAUGGAAACCCAACUGUGCUCUUAUCUGAAAAUGGUAUGGAUGAUCCGGGUAAUGUGACAUUUGCCAAAGGUUUGCAUGACACAACAAGGAUAGGAUAUUACAAAGGCUAUUUGAGUCAACUAAAGAAAGCUGUUGAUGAUGGAGCAAAUGUGGUUGGAUACCAUGCAUGGUCAUUACUUGAUAACUUUGAAUGGAGAUUAGGGUAUACAUCAAGGUUUGGUAUUGUCUAUGUUAACUUCAAAUCUCUCAAGAGAACCCCUAAGUUGUCAGCAUAUUGGUUCAAGAAACUACUCGCAAAGGUGUAUGUUUAA
Molecule: messenger RNA, 1545 nt
Organism: Vicia faba (fava bean)
Lineage: Eukaryota; Viridiplantae; Streptophyta; Magnoliopsida; Fabales; Fabaceae
Source: the annotation of a GenBank genome assembly